Dovyalis caffra is the source of this 618-nucleotide messenger RNA. The record is from the annotation of a GenBank genome assembly. NCBI's taxonomy places the organism in Eukaryota, Viridiplantae, Streptophyta, Magnoliopsida, Malpighiales, Salicaceae.
AUGAUAAAGAUAUUUCGUAAGGCUAGGUUCAAUAGAGACAAUCCUUUUCUUCAUAGUAGCUGUCCAACGGGAUCUUUCAAUCAAGCAAGUAAGCCAAGCAAGAUUGUAUCAGGAGUAGUAGGAGUGGGAGAUUUCAAGGUAGCUCCUGACUCUCGGGGGAGGGAAUCUCGUAUUAUAGAGAGAUCUUACUACACCCGUAAGCCAGCUAAGAAGUCAUGCUUUGAGUCCGUUAGUGACAGUAGGAAUGCCAUUCAGCCAGUAGGAGUAGGUCUUCCAAGCGAAGGAGUAGCAAUCCGGUUCAAAGCCAGUAGCUAUCCAGUCGAAUGCGAGCCAGGCACAAAAGCAAGACUAGUCCUCAUGAUGAAAGGCCAGGGAGUGAGGGCGUGGGUUCUAGCGAGGGAUACUACUUCUUCGGCUAGAAGGGACGGAUCUUUCUUUUCCUCAUCAAGCAUUCCGACUUCCACUUGUUACCGUCCUAACUACGCUAGGGUUAGGGAACAGCACCCUAGUAUACCCGACCCAAUUCACCGAAUAGUUAGCGCUGGCUUUGGUUCAACUCCUCGCCAGGAAAUUAAGAAAUGGAUGACAUUUUUUUGGUCUUUUGCCCAGGCCGAUUAA